Cutaneotrichosporon oleaginosum is the source of this 922-nucleotide messenger RNA. RefSeq lists its product as uncharacterized. NCBI's taxonomy places the organism in Eukaryota, Fungi, Basidiomycota, Tremellomycetes, Trichosporonales, Trichosporonaceae. The record is from RefSeq and is a predicted model, not a curated record.
CUUCACUCGUUCUUUGCCAUUGAGCAAUCGCUUUUAUCCACCUACAGUGCAUCCACCCUUCGCCGAGCUCUCACAGCUUGCACCUCUUUCAUCAGCCAGCACUUUACUGCUAAACACCCCCACGCACCAAGAUGGCCCCGUUCAACACCACCCUCGUCUCGAGCCCCGCCCCCGCUUCGUCCUCGGCCGUCGCCCUCCCUUCGUCUCCGACUGCCCUGACUGAUCACUUCUCCAACUUUGCCGGGUGCACAUACUUCCCUCAGCCGUGGAAGGCCAAGUCCGUCCCGCAGGCUUUCUGGCCACCCAAGGUCCCCCGCGGUCCCGGCAACGCCCGCGCCUGCAUCGUCUACCCGAACUACUUUAUGGACGAGUGCUGCGGCUACCUGCGCAGGGAGUCCCUCUGCGGCUGGACGGCGUGUAUUGGCGGCAUGACCGACAAGCAGUACUCCGCCUGCUUUGAGCGCCUGGCCAUCCGUGACGGGCUCGUCGAUUCGGGCGACUACUACCACUCGUAUGACCCCUCUGACGGGGACAACGAGGACACCGAGGACGAAGAGUACCAAGAGGAUGGCGAGUACGACGACGGGAGCUACAAAGUCGACGCCAACGGAUGGAACGUCGAGUACCGCAAGAAUGUGACCCGGCGUGGGCCUCCGUAUGAGUGGACGUGUGCUCGCGCCUCGGCCAAGUAUGGCGCAAAGCGCGCCGUCCUCAGCGUCGUGGGGCUGGCUGUGGCAGUCUCUGUUCUCGUGACGGGCCUUUGAUGUGGUGUCCGCAUUCAUACUCACGCAAAACGGGUCGACUUAUGAAAGACGCUGGAUAUCGAUAGCGAUCCUAUGUUCGACUGUGAUGAAUAUAGAAGCAAUGGAAAGUUCUAACUCACGCUCAGAGGAAGGGGCGUGGAGACAUGAGUGACAGUGAG